Molecule: messenger RNA, 837 nt
Organism: Schistosoma turkestanicum
Lineage: Eukaryota; Metazoa; Platyhelminthes; Trematoda; Strigeidida; Schistosomatidae
Source: the annotation of a GenBank genome assembly
AUGUUGGAAUUCGUAUGGUCGAACAGAAAUGACGGACUUGUGGACAAGUUACUGGAUACACGCAAAUUUACUAAUACGGUCAAAGACAUGACUCUUGAAGAUUUAAUCAGUCCUAUAAUCUCCAAUGAAAGCUUUUAUAAAUAUAUAAAACAAGGAGAUUUAUUUAAUGGUCCGUGUUUCAGAGCAACUGUUAGCAAAUUAUUAGGAUAUGGAAUAGUUGUUGGUUCGUCACUUGUUAAAAUUCCUCAAGUAUUAAAAGUUGCGAAAUGUCAAAAUGCGUUUGGAUUGAGUAUAAUCUCAAUUUUACUUGAAUUGAUUUCCUUCACAUCUUUAAGCGCAUAUUCAUUUGUUAACGGAUUCCCAUUCAGUGCCUAUGGGGAGGGAAUCUUUUUAUGUAUACAAAAUUUUCUCUUGGCUGUUAUGGCGAUAACUUGGACAUAUUCACGUGCUAAGGCUAUCCUAUUCUCCUGUGCUUACAUAGCAUGUGUAGCUGUUCUUUUGUUUCCGUCACUUCCAUUAUCAAUAUUGAUAUUGUUUCAUACAGUCAACCUCCCAAUCAUGUUAUCGUCUAAGACUGCUCAAAUAUGGACAAAUUAUUGUAAUGGGAGUACAGGUCAAUUAUCAGCUAUUACAAUAUUCCUGUUUGCCUUAGGUUCAACUGCACGUAUAUUUACAUCGAUUCAAGAAACUGGCGAUCGUCUAAUGAUUACAUCGGGUAUUCUAGCUAGUAUGUGUAAUUACAUGUUAAUGGGUCAAUUAUUUUAUUAUUGGAAUGUGCCAUCUGUUUCUGCUACUGAACGACGACAAUAUCUAACACGAAAAUCCAAAUUGAAUUAG